UAACGUUUUCCUGGAGGACUGUUGGGAGUUGAAAAGGGUUUCAAGAUCUUAUCCUCCAAGACUCAGUCAUGGCGCUUUGAACGAACCCAUCACUCAAGUUCCUGUAUUUGCCAAAAGGGCUUCUUGUUUAUCAGAAAUGACAACCCCCUAUCCCUCACAUUUGUUAUCUGCUUCCACUCAUCUCCAAGCUUCCACUAAAAUGGCUCUCAGAAUUCACUCUCCUUUGCUUCAGGGGUUCAAGGGGUCAUCGCAGUAUGUUAAAGGGCAGAACUGCAGUGUGAGUGUUAAACCAUUUAGGUUAUUUCAGAAUACUAGGCCCCGGAUAUCAUGUGCAAUAAAUAUGUCUGCAGACCAGUCAGAUGAUCCUGUGAAAUUGAAAUUGAAACAUCUAAUGGACAAGGCAAGAAAAUUGUGGGACAAUUGUCCUCAAUCAGUCAAGAGCUUCCCUUGGAAUAGAGCACUGGAGAACUUCGUUCAACUCAUCCUUGACCUUAUCUUGGCAGUUGUCAAAUACUUAUGUGUACCCUUACUGGCAGUUACGUCCCUUAGUGAAAUGUCCUACUGUGCGCAUGAAAGGAAGCUUUUUCUUGUCCCUGUUCCACUUCUCAUCGGGAUUGCUGUUGCUGGGGUCUUGAGCGAGACAGCACUGGAUCUAUCUUCAGUUCUCAAGGAUGCAGAAGUUCCCUGGCAUUUGAUUGCCAUAGCGGCUUUCUUCACUUUUCUCAAAUUGCUGGGACCAUAUUACCCAUAUUGGGGGCGAAUAUUUAUUCCACACUUUGCAAACGGGGGGUUAUGGAGGACUUUGUGGUUUGCAUUUUUGUGGUAUAGAAGACCCCAAAAGGAAUUAACAACGGCAUCGCAGCAGAAUUCCACGAAUAGCAGUCACUCUGAACCAAAUAAGCUUUAAUUCUUGCAGGCAGAAUAUAUGGAUCAGGUAUCUGUUACUUGGACAGACAAAAGAUGGAGCGAGUAUGUUUAUGGUGUUUCAACAUGCCUUAUAUCCCACAACAUGAUGCAGUGGUUCUGCCCUCAAAACACACAUGGGGUAAAACCCCAUGCCUCCUCAUCUGAGAGGGGAAAUGUUUUUUAACUAGCUACAAAGGAAAAUGGUUUUAUUAUUGUCAUAGAAAUGUUUAUUUGUGAUAAAACUAAGCUAUAUUCACUUUACAAUCCAGCUGUUUUCACAUAAUACAUGAAGAACAUUUUUAUGCUAGCACAUGUUAUACCUUAUAAUCUUAUAAUGCAAAUAUGCUUGGACAAAA
Messenger RNA from Alnus glutinosa, 1262 nucleotides. RefSeq lists its product as uncharacterized. The transcript has 3 exons. Lineage: Eukaryota; Viridiplantae; Streptophyta; Magnoliopsida; Fagales; Betulaceae. The record is from RefSeq and is a predicted model, not a curated record. The coding region runs from base 137 to 907 and encodes 256 amino acids.